AUGUCUAACGCCACGGAAGCCAGAGAGCUUGAGCUCUGCGGAAAGGUAGAAAUGAGAAUCGCACUCGCCGAAGACAGUAAAUUACAAGCGCUUCUUACCACUUACCUCCCACCUCUACUUCUUAAGUUAGGUAGUGAGCACGCCUCGGUGCGUAAUAAGGUUAUUUCGACAUGUCAGCAUAUCAAAAUUCGACUAGCUGGGAACCAGAGCAUCGUUUUGCCAGUUGCAAAACUUUUAGCCCAAUACAAGGAGAACCCAAAUGUCUCCAUGAUUCGUCAUUUCGAUCUCAUGUUCAUCCAACAGUCUAUAGGCAAGCUGUCGUCGACAGAGCAAAUGAGUUUGCUUCCAGUUUUAUUGCAUGGCCUUGCAAACGAUGCGGGCAAGCCGACCUGUGCCACUAUUUUCAAUCUUUUCCUGCGUUUGCUCCCACAGUUGCGAAUUCCACUACGUGGUAGCAAAGAAGACAACGAAUUAAGGAGCGAGAUUGGGCUGGAUGAUCAUGUACAAGACGCGAAGUUUGUGGCUCUCUGGUUCAGUAAAUUGAUACUCCUCACCAUUGUUCGGUCUUCCCCUUCCGGUGUCACCUGCCCUGGGUUGACGGCCUCAGAGUACGAGUUUCUCACUCUGAAUGGCAAGUCGGAGACUUGGGAUCCAACUGCCGAAGAAGGGCUGAGUCUAAUCCAAACAAAGAUUGUAGUCCUCGCUUUUCUUUCCAGUGGCGCUUUCACUGAUGAGGAGCGUUUUCUGCCCGCGUUGUUCGCUUCUGGGGACACAAAUUCCCGUAUUUCAAGUGCUGGAGAGGACAUGCUCAAGAGAUCUAGUGUUUCUCUUGAGGAUUCCGAGUUAAUUGCGACCCUACUCAACACGUACUUUACACUAAAGCCAGCUCUACAAACAAGGAUACUUGUGUUGCUGAGUAAAUCCGCAGUAUCCACCACUUUUCCACAUCAGGUCAUCAAAAUAGUGCAACAAGCUAUUCGACCCGAUGACAGCAUCAAUGUUCCGGCAAAAGGUCUUGAGACAAUGAAAUUUCGGAAUGCACUGUUCAACUAUAUGAAUUGGGUUUCCAAAGUCGCAUCCGCCACAGACAUUGCCCAGGUCGCCCCUUCACUCGUCGGCUUUCUCAGAAGCUACAUCGAAGACCAAGGCUGGCCUGUUCCUCAUGAUAAAGCAGACAAUGAAGCAGUGGCGCUUCGAGCUUUAGCCUAUGAGACUAUUGGAUCACUUGCAAAGACCACACCCUCCAUAGCACUAGAAAAGGAUCUUUCACUAGUAAGGUGGCUUUUUCGAUCAUUGACAGAAGAAGAGUCGUCAGGCACGAUCUUUGUCAGCAUUGAAGGAUCUCUAUCAAGCUUGCUCAAUGUAUUUUCCACGCCAUUGGAUCCAGAGCUCAUUCCCCAGUUGCGCGGUCUGUUACUAAGAUAUAUGAAUCUCUCGGAUGAAGAGGUUGUCAGAAGUGCCCGCUUUUCGACCGCAAGGUGGGCUAAUCGAUGUCUGGAGUAUAGCGAUAUUGUGGCAAGAUGGAUAGAUAUAUUAGCAUUGGGAGGACGUAAGGAUGAGCGAAGCGAUGUGGUGGAAGAAGGGAAGAAAGGACUAGACCCUUAUUGGUAUCAGUUAUUGAGUAGCAGUACAUCAGCUGCUAUGAGUGAUUGUCCAUUACCGAACUGGGGCGAGAUGGUAAAAGUCUUUUUCACCGGUCAAAGUAUCCUCGAGAAUUCCGUGGAGUCAAACAGUAUGAAAAGUGGUAUGGAAGUUGAUUCCGUAUCGGUCUUUGGCAAUUUUGCUGGAGAAAAAAUAAACGCAUUCGCGCCUGCUGUAAGCUACUGCCGGCGAAUGCUUCUUCUUGGUGCGCUCAAAAAUUCAGACAUCUCUUUUGAAAUUGAUGCGGACUGGGAACGCCAAUUGGACAUCCUGUUUCGUUCCGAUAAAUCGUCUCGCAGCAUUAUGAAAGCCUACAUCAAAACUAUGCCCGAAGAUGCACUGCAGAUAUACCUGUCAGCCGCGCUAGAAGGUAUGCUUGGGAAAGAAGGUAACGGACUAGGAGAUUGCGGGAAAUGCUUGCUCGACAUCCUGUCUCUGGCGCCUAGCAAAGUUGUUGGAAGCCAAGCUGAAAGAGCUGUUGAACUUUUACCAUGUAUCAAGUCCAACAACGCGGCUACUCGAGAAAUAUCUGCUCAAGUCUUUGGAAUUCUCGCUGCCCAUCCGACCACAAUGAUCGAAUCAGUCGAGAAGGUAACUCGCUCACUGUUAGUGGAGAUCAAAUCUUGGUCGUCGGCAAUUGGCGCGGAAUUGAACAAAGUUUCAGGUGCUAUACUUGCUAUAGGAUUUUUGACCAGCAGAAUUGCGUUCUAUGGUCGCUCAGAUUCACUGAAUGAAAACAUGAUACAAGAGUCGGUUGAUACUCUUCUGUCCGUUCUUGCUGACGUAAGAGAUGGCUCUACCAAGGAAGCUGUCCUUAAUGCACUGGGCCAGAUGAGUGCCUCUGGGAUCUUGACCACUGAAAGAAUCGACAAGUCGUCAAUGACAGUGGACAGUCUAGUGGGGCUAUUAGCCACGGAAUCUAAAAAGGGCAACGAGAGGGCAAUAUCCGCACUUGGUCGACUAUCUGUCGUGUUUGAAGAUGAGUCGGAAACACUUCUUUCAAUAUUCACAACAUUGUACGGACUUUUCGAGCUCAAACAGGCCGAAGUUCAUUUCACUGUUGGCGAAGCUCUUAGUACUGCAAGUGCUUGUUGGCAAUCAGAAGCACUCAUUCUUAGCCUUGACGUCGAUGCCGAUUUCAAAGGACGACCUGGACGCUCAUCUGCCAUCGAGAGUGUUAUUACUCGAUUACUGAGGGACUGCAAAACGACCAAGCCGUCACUGAAGAAAGCUUCGGGAAUAUGGCUGUUCUCCGUCAUAUCUAACAAUAGCCGCCAUGAUCAAGUGCAAUCUCGCUUGAGAGAGUGCCAAUCCGCAUUUAUGGGCCUCCUCUCCGCGCGGGACGACUUGGUACAGGAGACAGCUUCGCGAGGCCUCAGUCUUGUCUAUGAGCAAGGCGAUGCGGUCUUACGUAAACAACUUGUCAACGAUCUCAUGGCAUCUUUCACUGGGACCACCACUCAACUUAAAGUUGACGAAGAGACCGAAUUGUUCGAGCCCGGGGCGUUGCCCACUGGUGACAACAAGUCUGUUACUUCUUAUAAGGACAUUGUCUCUCUUGCGGAUGAGCUUGGAAACCCCAGCCUAGUGUACAAGUUCAUGGCAUUGGCACAAAAUGCUGCUACUUGGACUACUAGAGCAGCAUUUGGCAGAUUUGGUUUAUCACAAAUGCUCACGGAUGAGUCUAUUGUGGAUGCUGCGCUCAUCAAAAAGUUGUACCGGUAUAAAUUCGAUCCCAACCCUAAUGUCCAGCGGUCCAUGAAUGAUAUUUGGGGUGCACUUGUUAAGGACACCAGCAAAACCAUUGACCUCUAUUUUGACGACAUACUCGCCGAGUUACUGAACAGUAUACUGGCAAAAGAAUGGAGGACCAGGCAAGCUAGCUGUGCAGCGAUUGCGGACCUCGUGUCCGGGCGAGAAUUCGAAAAGUAUGAGAAACAUUUGAGUGAGAUCUGGUCCAAGAAUUUCAAGGUUCUUGAUGAUAUAAAGUUAUCAGUGAGAGAAGCUGCACUCUCUCUGAGUAUGUCGCUGACAGGAAUUCUCGUCCGUCAAGUCGAGCAAGGCGCAUCAGCGAAGGCCACAUCAAUGCUCAAGGAAGUUCUGCCAUUCCUCCUUUCCGAACAGGGAAUGGAAAGUUCGGCUGAGGAAGUUAGAGUGUUCGGAACCAUUACUGUUUUGAAGCUAAUAAAGAGCGGUGGCAAAGCAUUGCUACCUUUUGUUCCCGAUCUUGUCGAGAAGUUGAUAGGUCUACUAAGUACCUUAGAAGGACAAGGAGUUGAAUAUGUGCGUCUGCGCGCAGCCCAUUACAAUCUCACAGAAGAGAAAAUAGAUAAUGCCAGAUCGACGGCUGUGUCGCAGUCACCAAUCAUGGAGGCCAUUGAACGUUGUCUUGACAUACUGGAUGAAGCGUCCAUGCAGGAACUUGUACCUCGGCUUGAGAAUGCCAUCAAAACGAGUCUUGGAAUGCCUUCAAAAAUUGGAUGCGGUGGUGUUCUGGUCAGUCUCGCAACGCGGCAUAGUUUUGUUUUCCGGCCGCACGCGGAUGUGUUCCUGAAGUUACUAGAGAAAGCAGUUCUAGAUCGAAAUAACGCAGUUUCCGCUGGCUACGCCAGAGCUUGUGGGUAUUUGACACGUCUGGCAAGCGAUAAUAGUGUCACGCGGCUGGCAACAUACUCGAAAAAGCUAUACUUUGAUGCGGAAGAUGAGACACGUCGGCAGAUAUCUGCUGAUAUCAUCUACUCCGUAUCGAAAUUUGCAACUGAUCGAUUCAACGCCUAUGCUUCCGCCUUCUUACCUUUUGUAUUUUUCGCGAAACACGAUUCCGAUGACCACGUGAAAGAGCAAUACGAAAAAACCUGGAGCGAAAACGUUGGUGGGUCUCGAGCUGUGCUUUUGUAUUCAAAGGAGAUCAUUGAUCUUGCCAUCCUGAACCUUGAUUCAGCGAAAUGGACUAUAAAGCACACCGCUGCAUUAUCUAUCGCGGAAGUGGUCAGUUCUUCCGGGUCGGAAAUAAGUCUGGUAAAUGCUACUGAACUCUGGCCAGGACUAGAGAAGGCGCUGUCGUUAAAGACUUUUGACGGCAAGGAAGUUGUCCUAGAAGCAUUCUUGAAAUUUGUCAAAGGCGCGAAAUCUCUGUGGCAAGGCAAUCCAGCAGUGGCUUUGCAAAUGAAGAAAAUCGCUAUCCGGGAGGCCAAGCGAAACAACGAUAAUUACAGACCCCACUCUUUCGAUAUCUUGGGCAAAUAUGCCGAGCUCAGAACGGACAUUGAUAUGUUCACAGAUGUGGAGAACACCGUUUUGGCAAUAGUCGAAGAGGCUAUAAGUGAGGACAAGAUGGACAUAGAUGAGGACACAAAGAGUGGGAAAAAGGACGACUUGUUGAUUGCGAAUGGCCUAUCUGCUCUGUUUCGUGCUGUCAACGUGCGCCAUAAAGAGUCACUUCCAGCAUCUCACUUGCCUGCACUGCUGGGAAUUUCCACCAAAAUCCACAAGUCAAGUAAGAUAACCGCGGCAACGAAGGUAGCAUUCUACGAGCGAAUGAAAGCACUUUUUGAGGGCUUGAGCGAACAAGGAGCCAGGUCAAGCGAUUCGCAAUAUCAGUUAGCUACCGAAUUCUUUGAGCUAUUGGAAAUCCCAAGUGGUUCAGGCACGGAAGUUAUGCGAACCAAGAGGGGAGAAGCUGCUUGUUCGCUCGCUCGAGCCGUUGACGAGGAUAUAUUUGGUGAUGUGGAGGAAGACAGAAGCCUGUGUAAGAAGGCAAUAAGAACAUAUCUGAUUGAGGGUUUGAGAGUCGAGAGGAGUCCGCAAGUCAAGGCCACCUUUGAGAAGGCGAUGAAAAACUUAGACGGAUAA
Messenger RNA from Glarea lozoyensis ATCC 20868, 5493 nucleotides. RefSeq names its product ARM repeat-containing protein. The coding region runs from base 1 to 5493 and encodes 1830 amino acids. The record is from RefSeq and is a predicted model, not a curated record. Gene Ontology annotation, cellular component: nucleus; cytoplasm. NCBI's taxonomy places the organism in Eukaryota, Fungi, Ascomycota, Leotiomycetes, Helotiales, Helotiaceae. Gene Ontology annotation, biological process: proteasome assembly. The transcript has 4 exons. Gene Ontology annotation, molecular function: molecular adaptor activity.